This is a messenger RNA of Penicillium cosmopolitanum, 4224 nucleotides long. RefSeq names its product Sec7 domain protein. The record is from RefSeq and is a predicted model, not a curated record. The transcript is spliced from 3 exons. Bases 1 to 4224 code for a protein of 1407 amino acids. Gene Ontology annotation, biological process: regulation of ARF protein signal transduction. NCBI's taxonomy places the organism in Eukaryota, Fungi, Ascomycota, Eurotiomycetes, Eurotiales, Aspergillaceae. Gene Ontology annotation, molecular function: guanyl-nucleotide exchange factor activity.
AUGUCUCAGCAGCGCGACACAUACGCUGCCGGAUAUACCCGACCGUCAAUUCGCGAUGCCUUCCCGGAUACUGCGGCCGCCCUCGACAAUGCGCCUAGAGCGAGCGAGUCCGGCGACGAACGGGACCCCCAUGACCUAUCCCUGUCUCCAAACCACGCGGCUCGCACAUCCAUUGUUGAUAACAUGCUGCUAUCGCUGGACCAAUUUGCCCCGGCUUCAUCAGUGCUAGACGACUAUCGAUUGUUCAAUUCGGCCUUUGAGACAGACUCGACCAAUGGCCGAUACCGCGGCCACACCUUCUCCUCCUCAAUGUCUUCCGAAGCCGACUUCGGAUAUGACGAUGGAAGCAGUCGCUACGCUACUAUAACCGCCAAAGGCCGCCGGAGCAAUAGCAGUUCUAAUCAUCAAACAGCCCCGAGGAGGAUGGGGAGUGCCCGCGGGGAUGCCAUGAGCACUCGAUCAGGUGCCGGGACGAUGCCGAGAUCCAAUGAUAUACGCAAAGGUAGCAAGGGAAGCACUUCGACGGCGGACUAUACAUACACAAUUCCUAGAGGGCGCGCUGAUUCAGGAGGCAUGGAUCGACAUCGACGCUCAGAAAGUUUUGACUGCGGCCCACAGAAGUUCAUCCCACAUACGGACGUCGAUGCUAGCCAGGACUACUUAUACGACGACGAUGCGGCACCGACACCAAGUGUUCCAGCAGGACCCCGCAAGCUUCAUGAUUAUAGGACCCCAACCGCCCCUGCAUCACGAACGCCUGCCGCAUCGCGGCGAAAUAGUGUAAAGUCAGCGCAAGCACCCCAGGUUCGAAAAUCUCGCCCUGAAAAUAUCGGAACCAGCACUUUGAAAGGCCGGGAGAGUGAAUUCCAGCCAUCCGGAGAGACGGAUCUCGAUAUGCCUCCGGCCAUGCCCGCAACAUUAGAUCCGCCUGCGCCGAGCCCGACUAUUUCAUACAAUAAACCGGCUUUCCCUCAACCGGAACCCACAGCGAUGGCAACAACCACUGUUAUUACUGCAACCAAUAGCAACAGCAAUAACUCUGCAAGUACUCCCAAAGAACCACCACGCCCGGGCUUCUUCCGACGUGUCUUUGGCGCAGGGAAGAAUUCGUCCCCAGUUCCAGCAGAGUCUCCAACCUCAAACACCAACGACGCAUCUGUGCAAGAGGCCGAGCAGAAGGAUUCCCCUGGAGCGACUGCCACCCUCAAAACCCGCAGACAGCAACCACCCCCGAAGAGUUCGGCUGGAGCACCUCCGGCUACACGCGAUGGACCUCCACACUUGGUCAAGCAGAAGUCUUCGUUUUUCCGACGUCGUAAGAAGUCUGUGGUUGAUAAUGUCCCGCCCCCGAUUACCCUGCCUCAGGACCUCGCAUCGAACGCUCUAGAUUACAUGAAGCCAGAGCCAAGCCCGGUGAGCAGCUUGCGACAGGUGAUGAAUCCUUAUAUAGCAGACGGUACCCCAGGGAAUCCGGAGGCCCGUGAAGGCAGUAAACUGGCCCGGGAAGCAUUAUCAUUGCAAACGGAAAAGCCAAGAGAAAGUGUCUCGGCUCCUGGAGGUCCCUCCAAGACGAAGCAAAGCCUCCAGCCGCCGGCUUCUUCCCGCGGCCAGGAUCGCUCACCGCUAGCUGGCGGUCGUGGCACCUCCGAUAACACUCCAAAAGCUAGUGAUGUGGAGUCAAAUGCGUCUGCCGAUUCCCCCUUGCAGGAGAAGAGUACAAAUUCAGCGUCACCGGCCAUGCUGUCACCUGUUGCAGAAGCUUUCCCACGCAACCUCAAGGUUUCCACUAAGUCUGAUGUCUCCCAGGAUAAUCUGGCUGGACCCAAAAAGUUGACACUCCUCCCCUCUGACAACAAUGUUCCCGAAUCACCUGCCGCUUCCGAAGUUUCUCACUAUCAAACUGCAUCCAACACUCCUGUGAUCGAGUCGGAGGAGCCCAAAGCUAUUGCAGACGAGGAAGACAAGAUGGAUGGCCCCGGCGAGGCUGUUGAAGAUGGACCCUCCGCGUCUGACAGAGAGCAAGCGCAAAAGCUCUUUGAUAGCCAAGAUGAGGUCGUUGGAAAUGAUCCAGCGGCUGCUUGGCUUGGUGACCCUGAUCGCGCCACAAUUCGCGAGGCUUAUAUGCGACUCUUCAACUGGUCCAACAUGAAUAUUCUUGCUGCUCUCCGAAGUCUUUGCCAGCGCUUGGUUUUGAAGGGAGAGACUCAGCAGGUCGACCGGGUCUUGGAUGCCUUCUCAACCAGAUGGUGUGAUUGCAACCCGAGUCAUGGCUUCAAGGCUACCGAUGUCGUCCACACCAUUUGUUACUCCAUUCUUCUACUGAACACCGACUUGCAUUUAGCCGACAUUGAAUCGAAGAUGACCAAGUCGCAAUUCGUCAGAAACACCAUGCCGACAAUCCAUCGUGUCGCGAUGGAUGCAGCCCCGGAAGGCUUCGAGACAUUGCGCCCUGUCAACCGCUCUAAGACCGCCUCUUCGAACCCCGACUCGACCCCGACCCCUACCUCUGCGCGCUCUCCUACCUUUCCCACCGAUAUUGGCCGCAGUUCAUUAGACAUGGAAAAGACAACUGAUACCGAUGCUGGCCCAUUGGUCAGCACUCCUUUCACUGGAACUGUCAGGGCAUGGGAACAGCAGGUGGAAGCAGUGCUUAAGGAAUUCUAUACCUCGAUUCAGAAGGAGAGACUUCCUCUCCACGGCGCACAGCCGCAGCCGGAGAAAGAGAUUUCGCGCAUGUCAUCUAACAACUUCCUCGGCCCAACUUCCAGCCUGCUUCGCAGAAGUCCCAGCACUAUUAGCAAAAGUGGCUCAGACAUCUUCCCUCGGGGUCGCUCCGCCGAUUCUCGCCAUGGUGCUGCACGCUGGUCGUCAAAACCGCGCUCACGGGGCGCCAGAUUAUAUCCUCCGUCUAUGAUGGGAUCCAGCCGGACAAGUUUGGACGACCAGUCCUCAGUCUGGAGCCCAACUGCGUCAAGCACAUGGAGCAAGUAUUCACUUGGCAAGUUUACCUCUGCUUCUGUGGAUUCGUUUGGCUCGGAGUUCCCUCGUGGCGAAUAUCAGCAAUCAAUUGGUUUUGCCAACGCUCUCAGCCAAGCCAUUAUCCGAGAAGACUCCGCCACCUCUAUUUAUAGCUUUGACGAGCCAGAGAGGACGACGCCACUUCUGGAAGACGAAACUUUAGCCUUAGCCGGUGCCCCCUGGGCCAAGGAAGGCAGCGUGAAGCACAAGCAUCAUUUGGAUGCAGUUGACAAGCGCGCCAAGGACCGCAAUUGGAACGAGUGUUUCGCUGUCAUCCAGCAAGGCUGGAUGCGCCUUUUCUCAUUCAGCAACGCAUCAAAGUCAAUGCGAAUGAAGGCGAAGCAACGCGGAGGCGUCGUCGUCGGAGGCGGCAACUGGACCGAGAACGCAGAAGAGAUAUGGAAAUUCAUGCUUCGGCAGACCAUUGCCAGCGCCCUCCCUUCACCGGGUUAUUCCAAGUCUCGCCCACAUGUCUGGGCCUUGAGUCUACCCACCGGAGCAGUCCAUCUCUUCCAAGCCGGCACUCCGGAAAUCGUACGCGAAUUCGUCUCAACGGCCAAUUACUGGAGCGCACGUUUAUCCAAACAACCUCUGGUGGGAGGAAUCAGUAAUAUCGAAUACGGAUGGAGUGACGCAGUAAUCAACAGCGCCCUAAUCAAUCCCGAUAGUCAAAAUCAGAAUCGAUCACCGCCCCCUUCAUCUGGCACCGCGGGUCCGGCUCCACGAGCUAGUAUCCAAAGCUCAAUCCGCUCUUCCAUCGACCAUCAGGGCGCUAUUCGACCGAAAUUACCCGCCGACAGGGUAAACAUCAGUGACUGGAGUCCACCACAGCAAAGCAUGGUUGCUUCGAACCUGACGGAAGAAGACCAGUUAAAGGCUCUCCAGUCGUAUGUGAAGAAUGUCGAAGAUGAUUUGCAGCGUCAUAACGAGUUGCGUCCGGCGAUGAAUUUGGCUUUUUCGCCCAGACAUCCGAAUUCCUCGAAGGCUAUGGCUAAUUGGGAACGGAAGUCGUCGUAUCUUCUUAGGGAGAUUGUUAAGUUCAGGACUUAUAUUGAUUCGUUGAGGAAUGCGAUUAAUUCCAAGGUUAAGAUUUUUGCGGAGUCGAAUAAUUACAAUAGGACUGAUGGGGAUGAUGGGGUUGUGGCUGUUGAUGGGGAGAAGGGGGAGGAGAAGGAGGAGGAGCAGAAAACGCCUGUUUCUGCUUGA